Drosophila bipectinata is the source of this 1869-nucleotide messenger RNA. RefSeq names its product spook (gene spo). The record is from RefSeq and is a predicted model, not a curated record. Gene Ontology annotation, molecular function: monooxygenase activity; iron ion binding; heme binding. NCBI's taxonomy places the organism in Eukaryota, Metazoa, Arthropoda, Insecta, Diptera, Drosophilidae.
UCAACCUCUACGCGAAUAUGUUGGCACUUUUGGCUUCAUCGGCUCUGGUUAUCUUACUGAGUGUUGUGAUUACGUCCUACGUCCGGAUCGUGUGCGGUACCAAGCGUCGAGUUAGACAGUCCAUUAGGAACGGAAAUGCAAAUCCCGGAAACGGUUCAGUCCCUGAGAAAUUCAAGCAAGCCCCAGGCCCUCGACCAUGGCCGAUUAUAGGAAACCUUCAUCUGCUGGAUCGCUACAGGGACAAUCCCUUUGCGGGAUUCACAGAACUGGCUCGGGAGUAUGGGGAUAUUUACUCCCUGACCUUCGGACACACCCGCUGUCUGGUGGUGAACAAUCUGGAGCUGAUCCGCGAGGUGCUGAAUCAAAACGGCAAGGUAAUAAGCGGUCGCCCGGACUUCCUCCGCUACCACAAGCUGUUCGGGGGUGAGCGGAGCAAUUCCCUGGCCCUCUGCGAUUGGUCGCAGCUCCAGCAGAAGCGGAGGAACCUGGCCAGGCGACACUGUUCGCCGCGGGAGUCCUCCUCGUUCUACAUGAAAAUGUCCCAGAUCGGCUGCGAGGAGAUGGAGCACUGGAACCGGGAGCUCGAGUCCAAAAUGACUCCUGGCGAACCCAUCGAAAUCAAGUCAUUUAUCCUCAAGGCCUGUGCGAAUAUGUUCAGUCAGUACAUGUGCUCCCUGAGGUUCGACUACGAGGACACGGAAUUCGAGGUCAUAGUGAAGUACUUCGAUGAGAUAUUUUGGGAAAUAAAUCAAGGACAUCCCCUGGAUUUCCUGCCCUGGCUGCAGCCCUUCUAUCAGGGGCACUUGAACAAGAUCACCAACUGGUCCACGACCAUCAGGAAAUUCAUACUGGAUCGGAUCAUUUGCCAGCGGGAGCUCAACAUCGACCUGGACGAGCCCGAUAGAGAUUUCACAGAUGCCCUGCUAAAGAGCCUAAUCGAGGACAAGGAGGUCUCCAGGAACACAAUCAUAUUCAUGCUGGAGGAUUUCGUCGGUGGCCAUUCGGCUGUUGGAAAUCUGGUCAUGUUAGUGCUAGCCUAUGUUGCCAAGGAUCAGGACAUAGGAAGGAGAAUUCAAGAGGAAAUCGAUGCCAUCACAGCCGAGGAGAAGCGUCCCAUAAAUCUGCUCGACAUGAGUGCCAUGCCCUACACCAUGGCCACCAUCUUUGAGGUGCUUCGGUAUUCAUCCUCGCCCAUUGUUCCCCACGUGGCCACCGAGGAUACAGUCGUCUCCGGCUAUGGAGUAACCAAAGGCACCGUCGUCUUCAUCAACAACUACGUGCUCAACUCCAGCGAAAAGUAUUGGCAGAACCCCAAGCAAUUUAAUCCAGAGAGAUUCCUGGAGGAAGUCAGUGAUCAUAGCCAGAAGAACAGGAGACACUCCAAGGACUCGGAUUCGGGGAUCGAAAGCGACAAGGAGAAACGGCAGUUGCGGAAGAACAUCCCACACUUUCUGCCCUUCAGCAUCGGCAAACGGACGUGCAUAGGCCAGAACCUGGUGAGAGGAUUCGGCUUCCUGAUCCUGGCCAACGUCCUCCAGCGGUACAAUGUGAGCAGCCAUGAUCUGGCCACGAUUAAGGUCAGCCCGGAAAGCUUGGCACUGCCCGCCAGCUGUUUCCCAUUGGUUCUGACGUCCAGAAAAAGUGCCUAGCCAGGCACAAAUCGCCAAUUAAUUUUUUUGUUUAGGCAGUAGGAAUUUUUGGUAAUUGAUUUUGGCCAACAAGCCAAAAAGCUUACCAGACAAAUCGGCGUUGCGGCAGCCACGAUACUUCUCUCUCUCCUCCUACCCUUGUAAAUAAUAAUUUAGUCUGCUUAAAUAAAUAUAUAGACUAAAGUAAUUAAAACUUUGACCUUCAAGUGAAUAAGAAAAG